This is a messenger RNA of Penicilliopsis zonata CBS 506.65, 2893 nucleotides long. RefSeq lists its product as hypothetical. Gene Ontology annotation, molecular function: ATP hydrolysis activity; ATP binding. The record is from RefSeq and is a predicted model, not a curated record. The transcript has 4 exons. The coding region runs from base 318 to 2801 and encodes 827 amino acids. NCBI's taxonomy places the organism in Eukaryota, Fungi, Ascomycota, Eurotiomycetes, Eurotiales, Aspergillaceae.
GUCUAUAUAUAUAUAUAUAUAUACAUAAAUCCUUCGGAGUAUAGUAAUAUAUGAUGCCCGGUUGCAGAAAGCGGUGUCGACUCUCGACCCAUUAACCAACGACGUCACGCGAGAUCCCUGCGAAAAAACGGGCCCCCUCUCUCGUGGGAAGAUAACCGGACCACCAGAAUGAUCUCACCGAGUUGCACCUAGAAAAACGACACCGCAGCAAUCAGAUACACAUUUGACUACAUAGUUUUGUCUCUCUCCUUCUCCUCUCUUCGACUGGUCGGGUUUUCGUAUGGAUUGUGCAGGCCGGCCUGCACGUGGUUGCAUCAAUGAUGCGCUCCAGGCCCGCGGCGUCCUCUCUGCAGAAGACGUACGAUGAGUGCUAUCUCAUGUGCUCUACUGCCGUUUACUUUGAGGGGCAGAAUAAUGAAGAAGAGGCUUUGAGGUCAUGGCGGAACGCCCUCGAGACGAUAUACUACCACAAUGCUUACCGGGUCCCGGCGACGUAUGUUGCCAAAACGGAGACGGAGAAGGCCCUGCAGGAUUCCAUCCGAGCCCUGGAGGUGCAGUGUCGAGAACGAGUCGACCUGCUUGAAGCACUACGGGAGAGUCGAAGGGAGGCACAAGAGAAAGAAGGCGGUGAGGCGGCCGGGGGCAAGAGGGAGGGCGUCUUGAAGGGGAAGAAUACAAUCCAGAAAGCUGUUGUUGUUGCUGCUUCUGCCGCUGCUGCUGUCAGUGCUGCUGGGGCUGGUCCUACUGGUGCUGGUGCUGGUGCCGGUGCUUCCCCGGGAUGGAUUGGUGAUGGCACGAUCCCGGCCGUCGACUACGAUGACCUCUCCAAGCCGCAGACCCUGCCGGGACGACCACCGCCCGUGGUAUCCAAGAGGAGCUCCGAAUCGAUUCAGAAUACCACUAAUGCCGCUGAUGAAGGAAGGGGUGCGUUCUUGGAGUCGUCGAAUGCCCCCGCCCUGCGUGUGCAGUCGAAUAACUCGUCGGGCAAAUCCCGUGGCUCCAGCCCUGAUAGACGCAAGCCGAUGUUGACCACGUUGCGCAGCGCGGAUGCGAAGAAGCAUAUCAAAAAGAAGGACAGCCCGAAACGAAAGGACCUGCGGCCGGCCGCAUCCAAGGCGGCCGGCCUGGCCUGGGGUAGUCUGUAUCCGUCCCCGCCGAUGGAGAAGUCCGCCAGUGAGGCAGCGCUGGCGUCUUCCCACCAUAGCGUUUCCAGCGAUUCUGGUCCAACCCGCAGCAGAGAUCAAGACCAAAAAGCCCGGUCAAGUGAUGAGAAACCGAGGAAGAAGGUUGCCGGUCGAGCGGAAGACCCGGACGACAGCAUCCCCAGCUGGAACUGGCGGGAGCCCAGUAGUGCGCUGCACCGCUCCGCUCGUCGGACAUCCUCCACUAUGACGCCAAUCCCGCAGCCAUCAACCCCCCGGUCGGAGGGCCGUCGUGGAUCCGCAUCGUUCCCGUACGCGAUCGAUACCACUCCCAAGGAGCAUCGUUCUAUCCCUAGCCCUUCCCCCAGACCGACGAUCAAGCCGAAGCCAGUUGCCCUGAGAUCUCCGAAGCAACCAUCCAGCCGAAGAUCACCAACCUUGCCGGCAGAGAAUAGUGUUGAUGCCGGCUACCGUGUGCGUUCAUCUAGCAAGAGCCAGACGAACCACACAACCACACAACGCAGUGCACCGGGCGACAGCAGGAAGCCAGAUGAGCUAACUCCUGCGGUCCGGAACUUGUCUCUUGCGAAUCCGAAGCAGAGUAGCAGCAGCACUGGGACGCCUCGGCGCAGUCCGCAGGCCAAACCCAAGAUCACGCCGCCGUCCAGUGACCAGGAGUCAUCUGACCGGGGGGAAUCGUCGGAUGAAGGGGAUGGCGACAUCUUCAAGAUCAUGCAGAAACUGCCCAAGGGGGUGGAUAUAGCUGCUGCGCGGCAGAUCCUCAACGAUAUUGUCGUGCGCGGCGACGAGGUGCACUGGGACGAUAUUGCGGGACUCGACGCCGCAAAGAAGGCCCUCAAGGAAGCGGUCGUCUACCCGUUCCUGCGCCCGGACCUGUUCUCGGGCCUACGGGAACCGGCGCGCGGGAUGCUGCUCUUCGGCCCGCCCGGCACGGGCAAGACGAUGCUGGCGCGCGCCGUCGCCACGGAGUCCAAGUCGACCUUCUUCUCCGUGUCUGCGUCGACACUGACGUCCAAAUGGCACGGCGAAAGCGAGAAGCUGGUCCGCGCACUUUUUAGCCUCGCCAAGGCCCUCGCGCCGUCGAUCAUCUUCGUCGACGAGAUCGACUCGCUGCUCUCUUCGCGAUCCUCCGGCUCCGAACACGAAGCCUCGCGCCGCUCUAAGACAGAGUUCCUCAUCCAGUGGUCCGAUCUCCAGCGCGCCGCCGCCGGCCGCGAGAAGAAAGAAGGCGACGCUACCCGCGUGCUCGUCCUCGCCGCCACAAACUUGCCCUGGGAUAUUGACGAGGCCGCCCGCCGCCGGUUUGUCCGUCGGCAAUAUAUCCCCUUACCGGAACAUAAAGUCCGCGAGGAACAACUGCGCCGAUUACUCAGUCACCAGAAACACGAGCUUACAGAUGAAGAUAUCGAGGUCCUAGUUCAUGUCAUAGAUGACAUCACAGCCCUCGCAAAGGAUGCCGCCAUGGGCCCGCUCCGCAACCUAGGUGAAGCACUACUGCACACGCCCAUGGACCAGAUCCGGCCGAUCCGCUUCCAGGACUUUGAGGCGAGUCUGUAUUCCAUCCGGCCGAGCGUCAGCAAGGACGGACUUAAGGAGUAUGAGGAGUGGGCGCGCCAGUAUGGUGAACGGGGGGGUUGAAACUUGCAGAGGCUUGUUCAAGCCACUUCUCUUGCAUUGUAUCAUUGCGUGUAUCAUUGGCGGUUUAGUUGUAAAGAAAUAAUUUAUUCAAC